ACCCGUUUCAAACUUAUUUUAAAGUUAAAGUUAUUUUAAAAUAAAGGUGUUUCAGAAGUCAAACUUUAAAACUUAACAUAUUCCUGUUGUGCCAAGACUUCCUCAUGAGUUGCAUUGUGAACAGCAGCAUCACAUCAGAAAUAACCUAGUACCUUAAAUUAAGUUCUUGCAUUUCACCUAUGACAACUUUCACCAAUCAGUCAAAUCAAAUAUUCACUUCUAUCAUUUUUGAACGUCCAAGACACGUUUGAUAAAAUAGUGGGACUGGUGAGAAGGAGGAUAUAUGAGGUGCAAAAAAUUAGAAGCCUGUAAAUACUAACCUAUUUUGCAUUACCAUUGACAUGCCAAGCAAUUAGUAACUACCUGGUGUUAUUGCCUGUGGGGCAUUUUGGGAUUGUGAUGUUGUUGAUAAUUGUGAUGUUGCAAUUUCGUUGAAAACGUAUUUUGUUGUCAAGUGCACAGCCAUAAUGCCCUAUUCCUCACAGUACCACAUUCCUGCAAGGCACCACGUCCAAGUGACCACGUGCUGAAGCACAGACUAGCCCUACAUAAGCGUUCAAUAACUUUGAGUAAUUCUCACAUCUAUCCCUGACGCAAAAAAAUGGCUCUAGGCAUUUUUGUGAGUUAUCUCCGUUUUACACCAUACACUGUUGUCUCGGCUACUUUGUGUCUGCUUGUGUCAGAGGGCGAGCGUGGGGAAGCUUUCUUCAUCUUUCGAGAGUGGUAAUCUGAUAAAUCAGGUGCUGCUGAUUUAAUAUCUGAUCAAACUAGCUUCUGAGUUGACAAACAAACAUGAGGAAAUCAAAGGUAACUCUUCUUUUCAUAUUUGUUUCGUCCAGCAUCAUACUUACGUUCUACAUUACAUUCGGACUGGACUUGCAGCUUGGUUUAAAGAUCCUUACUGGAUAUGACAACGGCUAUUUUCUUACUGGAUCAUCACGGCAUUUGCUUUAUAAAACUUCCCGAGUUGCGUCUCAUCCCACAAGUCAAGCUUUCGAGCAGUUCCAGGAAGGCUUUCUAUGGAGCGAAAACCUGGAGACUCUGGAGCCUUCAAUGUUUGAUGAUGAACAUAUAGGUGUCUGGAGAGAGAGGGCACAUAUCCAACAAAUAGUGCAUUUAGAACCGGGAUGCGGCAGGGUCACCAAUGGGCUUGCGACGUUUGCGGAUGGAUCCAAAGCGUGUGUGCGAUAUGGUAUAGAUGCAGAUCAGGUUCAAGGUGAGAUAUUGUCUUAUCACUUGGCAAGGAUGCUUGGUAUUUACAACUUGCCUCCCUUAGUUUUAUCCAAACCGGAUCCAGAAAAAAAACAAUGGAUGCCUGUUCGUGAAAGUAUCGAGUCUUUGCGUUGGACAACACAAGCAAUCGUUUCACUGACCGAAUGGGUACCGAAUCUAACAAGCGUUUUUAUCCCGACUGCUCUGCGUAAAGGAGGAGAGGGUUUAAAUCCGACCAAUAUGUGUUUAAUCGCAUUUAAAAAUAAAACUACAACGUUUUUAAUUGAGAUGAUGCAAUGGACCGACCUCAUAUUAUUUGAUUAUUUAAUAGCAAAUUUUGACAGACUUGCAAGUAAUCUAUUCAAUUUACAGUGGGACGGGCGCAUGAUGGAGAGAGCCACUAGCAAUCUUCUCAAAUCUAGAAGGGGUUUGGUAUUCAUAGACAAUGAAGCUGGACUAGUGCACGGCUACAGAGUCUUAAACUCGUGGGAGCAGUAUCACAGGAGUCUUCUGGGGACUGUUUGUAUUUUCCGAAAGAGGACUGUUCAACGUAUAGCCGAAUUGAAGCACCAAAGGAACGUUAGUUCACGACUGCUUGCGCUCUAUCAAGCAGGUGAGCCACUGGCACUUGAGCUGGGAUUUCUGUCGGAAGAACAUUUGGAGACCUUGCAAAAUCGGCUUGACCUGUUGUAUCACCAUAUAGAGCAGUGCAAACUAAGACACGCUGAACCUAUUUCACAUUUACCUGUAAACGAAUAUCAUGUCUGACAGUAAAGCACAAUGUAACAAUUAAUACGGUCAUUGUAUACUAUAUUUGCUUUCUAAAAUGAAAAAAGUAAGAUAUAUAUCUACAAACGUGAUUAUUACCUCUGAUUUGAAGGUAAGGAGGACUAAUGCAUUCUGUGAUCAUUUGAGAAUUUCAGUUAAUUAUUUUAAUUUUCUCUUACUGAGAAAUUGAUGCUGUACACAAAUCCUGAUCAAAACAGCUAUAGAAAUCAUAUUAAAAGACAAGCCUGUGACAUGUUGUCCAUA
Molecule: messenger RNA, 2244 nt
Organism: Clupea harengus (Atlantic herring)
Lineage: Eukaryota; Metazoa; Chordata; Actinopteri; Clupeiformes; Clupeidae
Gene: fjx1
Product: four-jointed box kinase 1
Biological process (GO): cell-cell signaling
Source: RefSeq, a predicted model, not a curated record